This is a messenger RNA of Eurypyga helias (sunbittern), 528 nucleotides long. It is a transcript of the gene PIGL, whose product is annotated as phosphatidylinositol glycan anchor biosynthesis, class L. Gene Ontology annotation, biological process: GPI anchor biosynthetic process. Gene Ontology annotation, molecular function: N-acetylglucosaminylphosphatidylinositol deacetylase activity. Gene Ontology annotation, cellular component: endoplasmic reticulum. The transcript is spliced from 6 exons. The annotation marks the transcript as partial. The record is from RefSeq and is a predicted model, not a curated record. Lineage: Eukaryota; Metazoa; Chordata; Aves; Eurypygiformes; Eurypygidae.
UCAGGAAACUAUUACAAUCAAGGAGAGGUUCGUAAGAAAGAACUGGAAGAGAGUUGUUUUCUUCUGGGGAUUCCUGCUUCCGAUGUAACAGUCGUUGAUCACAGGGAUCUUCCUGAUAAUCCUGCUGUUGAAUGGGACAUGCAACUCCUCGCCGCCUUAGUGCUAAAGCAUAUAGAAGCCAAUAACAUCAACCUGGUGGUAACCUUUGAUGCGGGAGGAGUGAGUGGUCAUGCGAACCACAUUUCUCUUCACACUGCUUUAAGGUACCUGCAUUCCCAGCGGAAGUUACCUGAAGGGUGCUGUGUGCUCGUGCUUGAAUCGGUAAAUCUCUUCCGGAAGUACAUCUCUGUCCUGGAUGUACCCAUUUCCUGCCUCCUGCCCAGAGAUGCACUCUUCGUACUCACAGAGGAGGAGACGGAACAAGCCAGGAGAGCCAUGCGGUGUCAUCGCAGCCAGCUCCUCUGGUUUCGCCACAUCUAUAUGCUCUUCUCACGUUAUAUGGUGAUCAAUUCACUCCGCCUGCUGUAA